AUGAUAGGUCUGAACCCCGUUCCUCCCGGGCCGGCAAAAGAUGAGCUCAGCUGCUCAGAGCUCCAUUAUGGUUCUCCCUGGCACCUUCGCGACAUGGACCCUCUCGUUGACCUCCUCGAAGUAGAGAUUCAGCAAGGCCUCGAGUCGAACGUGACCAUGCUGUCCACACUGACGCCCGUUCCGGACUCGCACACACAUGGCCGCGUGCUUGUUCUCGACCUGGGUGGGUCCACGUUCCGAUUGUGCAUUUUGCAGCUUUUUGGCGAAGGCCAGUACGAGAUACUGUGCUCGCGAGAAUGGCAGCUGGAGAACAGGCAGAUAGACGUCUCGUUCUUCCAGGGCCUGGUGGACCGCGUGUGCACGGCCACUAUUGACCGCUACUUUCCUCACACCGUCACCGUCGGCCUCUCAAUCUGCUUUCCGUUCAAACAGACGAGCUCUAACGACGCGUAUCUGGAGGUUGUGGGUAAGGGUUUUAUUUUGGCAGACGAAAUCCGGGGAAAAAAUAUAGCGCUGCUGCUGCUGCAGCAGCUGGAGACGGCGACGCGAAAGCAGGUCUGCGUGAAGGCGGUGAUCAACGACGCCGUCUCUGUGUAUGUUGCUGGCGCGUACUUGUAUGAGUGUCGAUUGGGGCUUGUUUUGGGCACAGGACUGAACGCGGCAGCCGGCUACCAAAGCCGUGUGCUGAACACUGAGAUGUCCUGUUUUGGCAGCAGCCUGGCAGAGCUGCUCACGCCGUGGGACCUCAAAAUGCAGCCGGCGUACUGCGAAAGCAGAAAGUCGCACCUGCAACUGCCGCUUUUCCAGCCGAUGGAGUACUUGUGCUCUGGCCGCUACAUAGGAGAGCUCUUCCGGAUAGGCGUGCUCGACCUGGCGCAGCGCGGGCAAGUGUUCACUGGACAGCGGGUUUUGCUCGGGAACGCGUACGAGCUGACGGGCGAGACGAUUUGUCAGAUCUACGAGGGCAGCAGCGACGAAAUCACCCGGAUCUUUGCCAAAUACAACGUUGCGGUGACAGAGCGGGACCGUGCUGUUUUGCGCAGCGUAAUCCGGAGCUUGAUUUGCCGCGCGGCAGCGGCCCUCGCGAGCUGGCUGGUGGCGUUCUGCAGGGCACAGACACCCAGAGCGCACGGCACGGUGCGCAUCGGCUACAUAGGCUCGUUUCUGGAGCACUUCGCGUACUACAGGGAGCAGAUACAGCUCUUUUUGGACGCGUACGCCGCCAAGCAUUCUGGGCCCCAUUUUGACCUUCGUCUCAUACCGCACAGCACAGCGCUGGGAGCUGCCAUUUCGGCAUGCCAAAAAAGUUAA
Messenger RNA from Ogataea haglerorum, 1311 nucleotides. RefSeq lists its product as uncharacterized. The record is from RefSeq and is a predicted model, not a curated record. The transcript has a single exon. Lineage: Eukaryota; Fungi; Ascomycota; Pichiomycetes; Pichiales; Pichiaceae. Gene Ontology annotation, molecular function: mannokinase activity; D-glucose binding; ATP binding. The coding region runs from base 1 to 1311 and encodes 436 amino acids. Gene Ontology annotation, cellular component: mitochondrion; cytosol. Gene Ontology annotation, biological process: intracellular glucose homeostasis; glycolytic process; glucose 6-phosphate metabolic process.